AUGGUGGCAAUGACAACGGGCAACGCUGAGGAACCAAUUUUGUGCAGAAUGGAGCGCCUUGACAACAUGCUAAGGCAAUUGGAGGAAAUCAGAGGGUGCAAUAAUAGUAAUAAUACGAGGGCAUCACAUUCGCCCAAGAGCAGUUCCUUCGCAUCCACACCUUCGAGGAUGAGCGACGGAGUGGGGCACGUGUCGUCAUCUGCGGAGCUGAUAUCUCCGGAGAGCCUAGAGAAGCACUGCCGUCCGAUGGAGGACGUGAUGAUGGAGACGGACGUGAAGGGGACGCUGAUUGAGAGGCUGGAUCACGUGGAGGGUCGCGUGCUGAAGCUGUGCAUGCAGCUGGAGGAGGAGUUGACGGAGAGCGCCGAGAAGAAGAGAGAUGAGGAGGAGAUCAUGAAGAGGAGUGAGAGAGAGGAGAAGAUCAUCAUCGAUGAGAUUGGAAAGAGUCAGGAUCAAGUCAAGAAGAAGAAAAAGAAGGGGUUAAAGCAACUUAUGAAUCAGUAUCUUAUGGGAAAAAUAUAA
This is a messenger RNA of Prunus armeniaca (apricot), 522 nucleotides long. NCBI's taxonomy places the organism in Eukaryota, Viridiplantae, Streptophyta, Magnoliopsida, Rosales, Rosaceae. The record is from the annotation of a GenBank genome assembly.